UUUAUAUACUCUAAAUAUUCCAGAAGCUACUAUUAGGGGUGCUUUAGCUAAGGUUAGUAGGCCAAAUGCUACCUGAUAUGAGAGGAAAGAAGGCACCACCACAAAAAACAGAUGAGAAUUCAGAGAAAUUUUUUAGGCAGCAUAUUCUUUCCUUUCCUUCUGUGGAAUCCCAUUACUGCCGUAAAAAAUCAGAAUAUAAAUAUCUUGAUUCUUCAUUAACAAUUAAAACUAUGUAUAAAUUAUAUAAACUGGAGUGUGAGAAAAUUUCUAGUAAGCCCGUGUGUUUUGAAAAGUACAGGAGGGUGUUUAGAGAAUACAAGUUAACAUUCCAUAAACCAAAAAAAGAUUUUUGUAAAACCUGUGAGGUUCAUAAAAAUACAGAGGGAAAUGAUGACCAAAACAAUAGUCAUGGUGAUCAUUUAAAACGCAAGGAAGCUGCACGUCAAUGCAGGGACGAGGAUAAAGAAACAGCAAGGCAAGAUACGUCUGUUUUGGCGUUUAACUUUGACUUACAGUCAGUUCUUAACACUCCUAAGGGUGCAGCCGGGCCUCUGUUUUAUGUCAGAAAACUUGCAGUUUACAAUAUUACGACAUAUAACUUAGGAAAUUCUGAUGCUACCUGUUACCUUUGGGAUGAAACUGAAGGAAAGCGGGGAAGUGUGGAAAUUUCUACUUGUAUUUACAAUUUUAUAAUGAAUAAACCAGAAAUAAGGCAUGUUCGAAUGAUGUCAGAUAAUUGUGCAGGGCAGCAAAAGAACGUAACUUUUUCUAUAAUGUGUCUCCAUUUACUAAAAGUACACCCUGUUCUUGAGGUGAUAGAUCACAAGUUUUUCGAAUCUGGACACACCCAAAUGGAAUGCGACUCCAUUCACGGUAAGAUAGAGCAGAAAUCGAAAAAUAUUCCUAUAUACACCCCAGAAGGCUGGGCACAAGUGAUAAGAACAGCACGAUCAAAUCCAAGACCUUAUGACGUCACGUAUCUUUUACACGAUGAUUUCAUAGAUUUUAACCAAUCUAAAAAAUCUGUUUUCCAAGACGAGUCAGGUCAGAAACUUAAGUUUCGCAAUGCAGUGUGGCUGCAUUAUGAAAAAUCGGCUCCAGAGACAAUUUUUUUUAAAAAUAGUUACAACGGUACGUCAUACACUAAAUGUACUUUGAAGAAGCUACGAGGGCGUCCUGUAAUAAUAUCAGAGCCUGCAAAACUGUAUUCUUCUCGAAUUCCGAUUUCGAAUGCAAAAAAGAAAGACUUAAAAAAACUUUGUGUUGAAUUAGUGAUACCCAAAGUUAAUCACGAUUACUAUGAUAAUUUACCUACAAGUAAAUUGGCAAGAGACAACUUGCCAGAACCAGAUCAGCUGGAAGAGUCUGAUUAUUCUGAAUAAUAAGUUCUAAGGAUUAAUCUAAGUUGAUUUUUGAGAUUUAAUUUUUGUUAAUUUUGUAUUUUUUAAUUUGAUCUUAUAAUUAUUAAUUUUCGUUUAGUUUUGAGAUUUAAUUUUUGAUAACGAUAAAUAUUUUUUAAUUUGUUCUUGUAUUUGGUUUGGACUAAGUACUUUUUUUAUAUUAAAAUAUGUACCCUAAAACUAUUGUGCAUUAGUAUAGCGAAGUUGUGUAAUAAAAACCGACA
Messenger RNA from Diorhabda carinulata, 1624 nucleotides. RefSeq lists its product as uncharacterized. The transcript has a single exon. The coding region runs from base 66 to 1382 and encodes 438 amino acids. NCBI's taxonomy places the organism in Eukaryota, Metazoa, Arthropoda, Insecta, Coleoptera, Chrysomelidae. The record is from RefSeq and is a predicted model, not a curated record.